CCGCGCACCCGGGACUCCAGGGCCUCGCGCGUUGGCCCUUUAGCACCCUCUCUUUCCCUUGCUUUCACCUGCGGCGGCAGCAUGGCGCCCGGGCCGCGCACCCUGGAGUUCUUCUACGAUGUGAUAUCCCCCUACUCCUGGCUGGGCUUCGAGGUCCUGUGCAGAUACCAGAAACUCUGGAACAUCCAGCUGAAGUUGCAGCCCACCCUCCUUGGGGGCGUCAUGCGGGAAAGCGGAAACGAGCCGCCGGGGAGGCUGCCCGCCAAGGCCCGGUACAUAAAAAGUGACAUUACUCUCCUGAAAGAGUAUUUCCAGGUGCCCAUGAAUUUCCCCAAGAAUUUCUUCCAGGAGGUCGUUCCCAAAGGAACUCUGUCCGCCAUGCGAUUCCUCACCGCGGUCAGCAUGGAGCAGCCACAGAUGGUGGAGAAGGUGACCAGGGAGCUGUGGAUGCGCAUCUGGUCCCGGGACGAAGACGUCGCAACGCCCCAGAGUAUCCUAGAGGCUGCAGAGAAAGCGGGCUUGUCUGCAGAGCAAGCCCAAAACUUCCUGAAGAAGAUAUCCACAGCAGAGGUGAAGAACAAGCUCAAGGAGAACACCGAGGCAGCCUGCAAAUACGGGGCCUUUGGGCUCCCUACCACAGUGGUCCAUUUGGAUGGCAAAACCCACAUGUUAUUUGGCUCUGACCGCAUGGACUUGCUAGCGUACUUGCUGGGAGAGAAGUGGAUGGGCCCGGUGCCUCCAGCCCUGAGUGCCAAACUCUGAGACUGCUCAGAAGAAGCAAAGUUCUGGUACAAACCAGCAGGACAUAGGCUUUGCCCCCGCCCUCCCCCUUGGUGUACUGGGAUUUGGGUUUCUCUUUUUUGGUCCCAGGCGGUCUCUUUCGCCUACCCCCACAAAUUGCCCACCAUUUAGCCAUGGCUACCUUUACUUCUGCACCUUACCAAGUGCCUUUUGGAGAAUUCCAAGUUCUGCUUUCCCACAAAAUAAAGCUAAUGCCAAUAGGCAAAA
Messenger RNA from Perognathus longimembris pacificus (Pacific pocket mouse), 1008 nucleotides. It is a transcript of the gene Gstk1, whose product is annotated as glutathione S-transferase kappa 1. The record is from RefSeq and is a predicted model, not a curated record. NCBI's taxonomy places the organism in Eukaryota, Metazoa, Chordata, Mammalia, Rodentia, Heteromyidae. Gene Ontology annotation, molecular function: glutathione peroxidase activity; glutathione transferase activity. Bases 82 to 762 code for a protein of 226 amino acids. Gene Ontology annotation, biological process: glutathione metabolic process. Gene Ontology annotation, cellular component: mitochondrion; peroxisome. The transcript is spliced from 8 exons.